Molecule: messenger RNA, 2646 nt
Organism: Plasmopara halstedii
Lineage: Eukaryota; Oomycota; Peronosporomycetes; Peronosporales; Peronosporaceae
Product: leucyl-trna synthetase
Exons: 3
Coding region: 1-2646 (881 amino acids)
Biological process (GO): leucyl-tRNA aminoacylation; mitochondrial translation
Cellular component (GO): mitochondrion
Molecular function (GO): aminoacyl-tRNA deacylase activity; leucine-tRNA ligase activity; ATP binding
Source: RefSeq, a predicted model, not a curated record
AUGUUGCGCUGUCGACUGCGUCGAACACUUGCAACGAGGCGCAAAGUUUCAGUUGCUUCUUUGCGCGCGUGGAAAACUAUCGAGGACAAGUGGCAAAAAAAAUGGGCUAAACAAGAUCUGCAGCUGGCGUCACCUACUGAGAAAGAACCGUUCUAUUGCCUUGCCAUGUUCCCGUACCCGUCGGGUCAGCUGCAUAUGGGUCACGUACGCGUGUAUACAAUCAGUGACAGUAUGGCGCGUCUGAAGCGUAUGCAAGGAUACAAUGUGUUGCAUCCUAUGGGAUGGGAUGCCUUUGGAUUACCUGCGGAAAACGCAGCCAUCGAACGCGAUAUUUCGCCAGUUGAAUGGACCGUUGCUAAUAUUGCACAAGCUAAAGAGCAACUCAUAGCAUUGGGCAUUCAAUUUGACUGGAACCGUGAGGUCACGACGUGCAAACCGGAAUACUACAAAUGGACUCAAUGGAUCUUUCUGCAAAUGUACGAAAAAGGACUCGCCUACCGCAAGGAAGCACUUGUGAAUUGGGAUCCGGUGGAUAAGACAGUGCUCGCGAACGAACAAGUAGACGCAGAGGGAAGAUCUUGGCGCUCUGGAGCCAUUGUCGAGCAGCGCUCACUCAAUCAGUGGUUCUUACGCAUCACAAAGUACGGAGAUCGAUUGUUAGACGACCUCGACAAGCUUGUCAAGUGGCCGGGCGCCGUUAAACGCAUGCAAGCUGCGUGGAUUGGCCGCUCGAAGGGCUCACAAGUCGACUUUCGAGUUUGUUUGGAUACAGAUGUAAAGCCGAUUUCGUUAACGGUGUUUACCACGCGUGUUGAUACUCUUUUUGGUGUGACUUUCAUUUCGAUGGCUCCUGACAGCGCAUAUAUGAAGGAUCUUCUUCCUCAUCUUCCGGUGGCGCAACGUGCUGCUGUAAACGCCUAUGUCGCCAAAGUACAAGCCGUAAGCAAAGACACCCAAAGCGAUGGUGAAACAACGGCUGGUGUGUUCACGGGACUUUUUGUGCACCAUCCUCUUACUGACCGCCAAGUACCCCUAUACCUAGCCGAGUAUGUGCUGCCUCAUUAUGGCACCGGCGUGGUUAUGGGCGUACCUGCACACGACAACCGAGACCUGACAUUUGCGCGUCAUCAUAAACUCGAAGUGCGCUUUGUGGUGACGAGUAGUGACGGGGCAAUAUUGAAGAAAGACGAAGCAUUCAUGGAUUAUGGUGUGCUGCACGACAGCGAAGAAUUCACUGGUAUGACCUCACAAGAUGCUACGAGGGCUAUCAAUGCUCGCCUCAAGUGUAAUGAAUUGGGUGGUGCAAUGACUCAAUUUCGUCUGCGCGAUUGGCUUGUGUCCCGUCAGCGGUAUUGGGGCACACCCGUGCCGAUCAUUCACUGUCCUAUGUGUGGUCCAGUUGGUGUCCCUACUGAGCAGCUGCCGGUUGAGCUGCCACCUCUAGACAAGGAUGUGGCUUAUACCUUGCGUGGCAGGAACAGCAGCGACUCUCCUCUUGCGCGUUUAGCUCACUGGAAGCAAUGUAGAUGCCCACGUUGUGAUGGUGAAGCUGAGCGUGACACUGAUACACUGGACACGUUCGUCGAUAGCUCGUGGUAUUACAUGCGCUACUGUGACGCGCGCAACGACACGGCUGCAUUUAAACCAGAGCAAGCACAGACAUGGCUGAAGCGCACGGGUGUGGAUCUUUACAUUGGUGGGUUGCUGACCACCGACGAGCCUUUUGCACAGCUCCUAGCUCAAGGAAUGGUGCUAGGCCGCACGCAUAAGUCACCUCACUCGUUGCGACCAUUAGCGCCAGACGAAUACGAUGAGGUGAUCGAUGACGGUAAAAAAAUUAUUCAAGAAAAAAAGACCGGGCUACCGGUAGUGACGCAGUGGGAAAAAAUGUCUAAAUCUAAGUACAAUGGGGUGGAUCCGGGACAUAUUUGUCGUCGUUACGGUGCCGACGUGACUCGUCUUGCUGUGCUCUUUAAGGCACCACCUGCUCACGAGUUGGAAUGGGAUGAAGCCGAUCUUGCUGGUCAAUCACGCUGGCUGGCUCGAGUUUGGGUGCUCGUGGAUGGCUUAUUGGUCCGUCGGCAACAUGGUCCACGUCUGCUUGUCGAUGAAAAGGUCGAAAAUAAGCUUAUGUAUGAGCUGCAUGGUACUAUCAAACGUGUGACCGAGGCACUAAAUGACUUCCAUUCGUUCAACGUUGCUAUUGCAGAGCUUAUGAAGCUUUCAAACCUCUUGGCUGAGAGCCGUUCCCAGGUGGAGGGCUCUGUCGCUUAUAAUGUUGCCCUGAAAACGCUUAUCUUGAUGUUGGCUCCGUUGGCUCCUCACAGUGCUUCUGAGAUGUUCCAGGCUUUGCAAGAUGGUAGUGAGGCAUUAGACGUGCACGCAUGUGCAUGGCCAGAGUACGAUUAUAAAUUGCUAAAACGUGCUCAUGUAAAGGUCGUUUUGCAAGUGCAUGGCAAGCCGCGCGAUACUAUCACGGUAGAUUCUGCCUUACUGGAGGUCCAGGAUUCGGAUGGCGUAUUGGCACUGGCAUUGGCCUCCCCUGCCGUUCAGCGCCAUUUACGAGGACGUGCCGUACGAAAAGCUGUGUUGGUAGCGCCCAAAAAGCAAGGUGCCCAUGGGCUGCUUAACAUUGUGACGAAGUAG